This is a messenger RNA of Westerdykella ornata, 3612 nucleotides long. Its product is annotated as kinesin-domain-containing protein. The coding region runs from base 344 to 3178 and encodes 944 amino acids. The record is from RefSeq and is a predicted model, not a curated record. Gene Ontology annotation, molecular function: microtubule motor activity; microtubule binding; ATP binding. Gene Ontology annotation, biological process: microtubule-based movement. The transcript is spliced from 6 exons. NCBI's taxonomy places the organism in Eukaryota, Fungi, Ascomycota, Dothideomycetes, Pleosporales, Sporormiaceae.
UGUCAACAACCGCAAGCGGCGAGUUGAUUAUUCGGCCGCAGCGACACCGACAAGCACGCACGAAUUUCCACUGUUUGGACCGCUCAUUCUUUUGGACAAUCCACUCUCGUUCUCCCUUCGAGGCUGGUCCGCUUGUAACACAGAGUGUGUCCGCAUCGAGCGAGCCGCAUAAACCGCCUUCCCCUUAUACCGACGAGGCCUAAUUCCUUCGAACGCGCCGAGAACUGACAGUACAAGCCGCGAACGUAGCACAACGCAGGGUGGCUGCCAGCGCCCGGCAACUUGCAGCUGUGAACUUUCCUCAAGGAAAGGUCGUUGGCGGGGAGGAAUCUGAGUAGUAACUAUGGCGUCGAGCUCGAAUACCAUAAAGGUGGUGGCGCGGUUCCGUCCGCAGAACAAGGUCGAAAUAGCCAGUGGAGGUGAACCCGUUGUCGAGUUCACAUCGGAGGACACAUGUACGAUCCAAUCAAAUGAGGCCUCCGGGGCCUUCACGUUCGAUCGCGUAUUUGACAUGAACUCACGGCAAAUCGACGUCUUCAACUAUUCUAUUCGAUCAACCGUUGACGAUAUCCUCAAUGGUUAUAACGGCACCGUGUUCGCAUACGGUCAAACCGGUGCUGGUAAAUCGUACACCAUGAUGGGAAGCGAUAUCGACGAUGAAGAGGGCAAGGGUAUCAUUCCACGCAUCGUUGAGCAGAUAUUUGCUAGUAUGCUUGCAUCGCCGAGCAACAUCGAGUACACGGUGAGGGUCAGCUAUAUGGAGAUCUAUAUGGAGCGGAUUCGCGACCUUCUCAACCCGGUCAACGACAAUCUACCGGUACACGAGGAGAAGACGAGGGGAGUUUAUGUCAAAGGACUGUUGGAGGUGUAUGUUUCCAGUGUUGCGGAAGUGUAUGAGGUCAUGAGAAGAGGAGGAAAUGCAAGAGCCGUCGCGGCAACGAACAUGAAUCAGGAGAGUUCGCGGUCACAUUCCAUCUUCGUUAUUACUAUCACUCAGAAGAAUCUGGAAACUGGUUCAAUGAAGAGCGGACAGCUGUUCUUGGUGGAUCUUGCGGGUUCAGAAAAAGUGGGGAAGACGGGCGCAAGCGGACAAACGUUGGAAGAAGCAAAGAAGAUCAAUAAGAGCUUGAGUGCUCUUGGUAUGGUCAUCAACGCUUUGACGGAUGGCAAAUCUUCGCAUAUUCCUUACCGAGACUCGAAACUCACCCGUAUUUUGCAAGAAUCGCUGGGAGGUAACUCCAGGACAACGCUAAUCAUUAAUUGCUCGCCAAGUAGCUAUAACGAUGCCGAAACGAUCAGUACACUGCGCUUUGGCAUGCGAGCGAAGACUAUCAAGAAUAAAGCCAAGGUCAAUGCGGAACUCAGUCCUGCAGAGCUCAAAGCACUGCUCAAGAAGGCUCAGGGGCAAGUCACUACUUUCGAAAGCUACAUUUCUAAUUUGGAGAGCGAAGUUUCGCUGUGGCGUGCAGGCGAGACGGUUCCAAAAGAGAAAUGGACGCCCGCUUUGGAGAAGGGUGCGGGUUCGGGUAGGAAGACGCCGGCUACUCCCUCUCGGGCUGAGACACCCAGACUACCCGCGAGAGGCUCAGAUACUCCUUCACGGCCGGACUCGAGGAUGGAUGUGGAACGAUCUGGUACGCCCAGUCUUCCGCUCGAUAAAGAUGAGAAAGACGAGUUCUUGAGAAGGGAAAACGAGCUUCAGGAUCAAGUCGCGGAGAGGGAGACGCAGCUGGCUAAGGCUGAGGAUGCCCUGAAGUCAGCCAAGGAGGAGCUUCAGUACUACAAGGAGAGAGACGCGAAGACCACUAAGGAGAAUGAGAGAAUGACCAGCGAACUCAAUGAGUUGCGGAUGCAGGUCGAGAAGCUGAACUUCGAGAGCAAGGAAGCGCUCAUUACAAUGGACGGUCUCAAGGAGGCUAAUUCUGAGCUCACCGCGGAGUUGGAUGAGGUCAAGCAUCAGUUGCUCGAUGCGAAGAUGAAUGCUCGAGAAACUAGCGCAUUGCUAGAUGAGAAGGAGAAGAAGAAGGCAGAGAAGAUGGCGCAGAUGAUGGCCGGUUUCGAUCUCGGAGGAGAGGUCUUCAGCGAAAAUGAGCGAAGCAUCCGCAAGAUGAUCCAACAGAUAGAUUCACUGCACGAGCUGAGCUCGGCAGGAGAACACAUAGCGCCGGAUGAGCUACAAGAUCUGCGACGAAAACUGGUGGAGACGCAGGGAAUCGUUCGGCAGGCCGAGCUGUCGCUCACCGCUCGUAAUGAGGAAGACACGAUACACAAUCGCCGUCGUGAGGCACUUGAGGCUCGCGUGGCUAACCUACAGCAAUCCUACGAAGAGCUGCUCGAAAGGAAUCUGACGGAAGCUGAUACGGAGGAGAUCAAGGCGCGCCUGGCAGAGGCAUACGCCGCAAGACAAGAGGGCAAUUUGGAGCUUGUUGAUGAGCUCAAACAGGACCUGACGCGCAAAGUUGAGGAGAACCAGAAGCUUAAGAACGAAGUGGAAAAUCUGCAGCAACGGAUCAAGAGUGGAGCGAUUGCUAAUGGUGUCGCAAAUGGCAUCAAUGGCAAGACCGUACAGCAGCAGAUUGCCGAGUUCGACAACAUGAAGAAGUCCCUUAUGCGGGAUUUGCAGAACCGCUGCGAGCGGGUUGUUGAACUCGAGAUAUCGCUCGACGAAACUCGCGAACAGUACAAUAAUGUCCUGCGGACCUCCAACAAUCGCGCUCAGCAGAAGAAGAUGAUGUUCCUAGAGCGCAACCUGGAGCAGUUGACAGUGGUUCAACGCCAGCUUGUCGAGCAGAACUCGUCGCUCAAGAAAGAGGUGGCUAUCGCCGAGCGCAAGUUGAUCGCUCGGAAUGAGCGCAUACAGUCUCUCGAGUCGCUGCUUCAAGACUCGCAGGAGAAGCUGACCGCUGCGAACCAUCGAUUCGAAGCCCAACUCACAGCCGUCAAAGAGCGCCUCGAAGCCGCGAAACAGGGCUCCACUCGCGGACUCGGUUCACCUACAUCCAACGCCUCCUUCGCAUUCGGCGGCGCCGUUGGCUCACGCAUCGCAAAGCCGCUUCGCGGCGGCGGCGGAAACGCCCCAGACGGACCCGUCCUCCCUGCGCUGUCGAACGUGCAGGCGCAAGAGGCGGGACAGGCAAGUAGUGGCAAGAGGACGAGUUGGUUCUUCAACCAGCGGUAGACUAAUGAAACAAUGUUGGCGAAGGAAGGAGAAGAAGAAGAAGCAACUAGAAUCGGAUUUUUGGGUCUAUACCAUCGCUACUUGGUUUUGUUCUUCCUCCUGGGCGUGGCGCUUGAUUUGCUGUGGCGUUUCGGCAUGAGAAGUACGACCGGCUUCAUUCUUACAUGAUCUCAUACAGUUAGACACGAGGGUGUUCAUUGGGCUGUUGGAGAGAGCAGAUGGACGGGGGAAGGGAGGCAGAGGUCAUUGGUAAUGCAUCCAUGGGGCGUUUCGCAGUGCGUGUGGAUGCUGUGUGGUCAUAUUGACUUUUCUUUGAUUUGGCCGGUCUAUUGGCCCCCCAUAGAUGCAUUGAAUAGGAGAGUGAGAGUGAUAUCGAUGAAGACGACUUUUUAUUACUGUUGGAUUGCAGAACCCGAAUUCAAAUCCUUUCCGCC